ACUUCUUAAAAAGAACAGUUUAUACUAAUAUUCCACUGCAGUACCAAUUAUAGUCAACAGUAAACUUCUUAAAUUUCACUUCUUCUUGAGAUGAAGCACCACUUCCUAAACUGACGUGUCGUCUUUAGGAUUCGACAAAAGUCUGAUGUCGGUUGGUGGAAUUGGAACAAUCGGAUGCACUUGUUUAAAUAAUCUGUUAUUACCAAUACAAUCAGAGAGGAACAUCAUAUGUGUUAAGUUUUGGAUGAAUUCUUCGAACCAAUACGGUACAGAGUUCAUUACUCAACGACUUGUGGAAACUAGGUUUACGGCCAUUUUACUGAGAGUUGCAGAUUAGUUAAGUAUUGGGUCUUCAAGACAUCGUGCGUUCGUUCGUGCUUUCUACCAUGUUCUGCCACCGGUUUACCAUUCAGUGUCUAAUUUCUAUAUUAGUGUUACUCUGCUAUAUAGAGGAAUGUUACGGAAAAGAUAAAAAGCUAUUCAAAGCUGAUCAAAAGUUGCCCCUUCCCGACAUUACGCCUCUAACUGGUACCCUACACGGCCAUAUUGAAAAGUUCAAGCAGUUGCGUGAUGAUUUAAAGGCCCUGCAGAACAGUAAAGCGGAUCAAAACCCGAUGACGUUUUUCCGCGAAACAAUGCGCAUCAUGCAAGGGCUGCAGGCGUUGGGUAAAGACUGGAAGGAUAUUGAACAGAUUCAAAACAGUUCUGCCCGAGACUUCCAACAGGUUCUGGAAGAGAUGGAUCCAAUGUGUGGUCAAAUAAAGCCUCGUGCUGCUGUCUAUGAAAUUAAAUUACGUUGCAUGUACACCAAUUUGGGUGGCAACCCGUACUACAUUGUAGGACCGCUUAAGCAAGAGCAGGUGAAUCGUAUACCAUUCGUCGUGGAUAUGUAUCAUGAUUUUCUGACGCAGGCCGAAGUAAAGCACGCAAACGAAACGCGUCAAGUCGAACCAAGUGUUCGUCGCCGUCUACAAACUGUCGUUCCAAAUUUGUUCAACGUGGCCGUGCGGGAAGCAGGCGAGAAUGGCUACAAUGGUUCACACGUGAAACACCGUGGCUACAGUAUGGUGCUCUAUCUGGAAUCAUACUUCAAUGCAGGCGUGACAAUAUUUCCCGAAGGUAUCUUUACGGUGUCUCCAAGGAGCGGUAGUCUAGUUGUCACUAAAGCGCAUCCAUCAAUCUGUCCGUCCAGUCAUCCUUUGAAUGUUAUUACAAAUUUUGACAUCGCUGCUAAGAAACAAAAGAUCUCCAAAGAAAAGAUGUAGAGAGCGAAAAGUAUGAUACAUGGAAAUAAAAUAAUGAAAUUUAUCAUCGUUGUA
Molecule: messenger RNA, 1319 nt
Organism: Anopheles funestus (African malaria mosquito)
Lineage: Eukaryota; Metazoa; Arthropoda; Insecta; Diptera; Culicidae
Exons: 2
Coding region: 387-1265 (292 amino acids)
Source: RefSeq, a predicted model, not a curated record